Molecule: messenger RNA, 1684 nt
Organism: Pipistrellus nathusii (Nathusius's pipistrelle)
Lineage: Eukaryota; Metazoa; Chordata; Mammalia; Chiroptera; Vespertilionidae
Source: the annotation of a GenBank genome assembly
AUGUCCCGGGGGAGGCGCGGCAGCCGCGUGGGCGCCCUGGAGGGCGGCGGGGAGGCAGGGGCGCCCCCGGCGGCGGCGGCCGCCGUGGCCUCGGUGCCCUGGGCGGCCCCGCAGCGGCCGGAGGCGGCGGCCGAGCGGGUGCUGCUCCGGGGCAUCUUCGAGAUCGGGAGGAGCAGCUGCGACAUGGUGCUGAGCGAGCGGGCGCUGAGGUGGCGGCCCGUUCGGCCCGAGCGCCCCUCGGGUGAUUCCAAGUAUGACUUGCUAUGUAAGGAGGAGCAUAUUGAACUCAAGGACAUAUUCUCUGUCAAACUGAAACGGCGUUAUUUUGCUAGUGGAAAUGGCACUUUAUUGGGUAUCACACUGUUCAUCUGUUUGAAAAAGGAACAAAAUAAAUUAAAGGAUUCUACACUCGAUCUUAUUAAUUUAAGCGAAGACCACUGCAACAUAUGGUUUCAACAGUUCAAGAAAAUUUUGGCAGGUUUUUCAAACAGACCAAAGUCAUUAAAAAUAUUCCUUAACCCCCAAAGCCACAGAAAGGAAGCUAAACAGAUAUAUUAUGAGAAGGUUGAGCCACUGUUGAAGAUUGCAGGAAUUGAGACUGAUGUAACAAUAACAGAAUAUGAAGGGCAUGCUCUGUCACUGCUAAAGGAAUGCGAACUACAGGGAUUUGAUGGACAUCGGGAACUGUUGUGUGCAGUGCACUGUGGGAGUGUGUACAAAGUGUGCAAUGAAAUGCAAACAUUAGAAACAGGUGUCGUCUGUGUUGGUGGAGAUGGUUCUGCCAGCGAAGUAGCCCACGCGCUGCUCCUCAGAGCCCAGCAGAGUGCCGGCCUGGAAACGGACCGCAUCCUGAGCCCUGCCCGAGCCCAGCUGCCGCUCGGGGUGAUACCGGCAGGCUCUACCAACGUGCUGGCACAUUCUCUCCAUGGAAUCUCUCACGUGGUAACCGCAACUUUGCACAUUAUAAUGGGGCACAUACAACCCGUCGAUGUCUGCACCUUCAGCACCACUGGCAAGCUUCUUCGCUUUGGGUUCUCGGCCAUGUUUGGCUUUGGUGGAAGGACUUUGGCUCUGGCAGAAAAACAUCGAUGGAUGUCCCCUACCCAACGGAGGGAUUUUGCUGUAAUUAAGGCACUGGCAAAACUUAAGCCAGAGGACUGUGAAAUAUCAUUUUUGCCAUUUAACAGCUCUCCAGAUUUACAAGAAAAAAGGGCACAGGGAUCUCCCAAACCUGACUGUAAUGCUCGGUGGCAAAUGAUCCAGGGUCAGUUCUUGAAUGUCAGCAUUAUGGCAAUUCCUUGCCUGUGUUCAGUGGCACCUAGAGGCUUGGCACCUGAUACCAGAUUAAAUAAUGGAAGUAUGGCUCUUAUAAUUGCACGGAACACCUCUCGACAGGAAUUUAUAAAACACCUGAAAAGAUAUGCCAGUGUUAAAAAUCAGUUCAAUUUUCCAUUCGUUGAGACUUACACUGUUGAAGAAGUAAAAGUUUAUCCAAGGAAUAAAACCAGUGCAUACAGUCUAGAGGAGGAGGAUCAACCACAUGAAACUGCCUCAGAAAACAGUUUCCCCUGGAAUGUAGAUGGUGACUUAAUGGAAGUUACAUCAGAGGUCCACGUUAAAUUACACCCAAGACUUAUCAAUCUUUAUGGUGAAAGCAUGGAAGAAAUGAAUGAUUCCAAAGUAA